CACCAUCUUGGUUUCAGAGAGGAUUAAUAACCACGUGAGGUUCAGUAAAUGUUGUUCCUUAAUAACCUGAUGAGUGAUGACGUCACACCGGAGGACACGACACUACAGGAAGCUGCAGGUGUUACCGUGGAGGCCUGCAGAGAGCCGUGGUGUGAUGUGACGGCGGCGUUGACUCAGAGCGCCGAUGACCCAGAUCUGAUCCAGACCUGAUAGAAGAAGUCAGGCUGGUGAUGCUGAGUGCUGAUUGGCUGAUCCUUUCGGUGCCGCCCCCUCAGAUAAGACGGAUAAAUAACGCUGCAGACGCCUCCGAGCCUCAGAUGUCUGUCUGUGUCCAUCUCUCUGUCUCCUCUCUGCAGGAAACACCAGGUCAGAGGUCACAGAAACUUUAUUUCCCACACUGUCCUUUAGGACCUUUAAGCACCACCAGAAAAGCCUUUUUUACUGACUGAAAGCUGAGCGUGUGAACGCACCGCUGAGGCAGGUUUUUAUUUGAUAGUUUUGUUGGAUUUGUGAGACUCACUGAUCUGAGAUCAGGUUCAGGAUGGAGCUGAAGGACUUCAGUCUGACAGAUGAAUAUCACUUCAUCAGUCCACAGCGCCUCUUGGACUCCUCCUCCUCCUCCUCCUCCUCCUCCUCCUCCUCCUCGUGCCCCGCUGAUGAAGCUCAGUCUCCGGCCUCCUUCCUCCAUUCCUCCUCCCUCAGUCCCUCCUUCCCUCUGGACACCACGCCCGCUCUCAGCCCCUCACACCGGGCCUUCCUCCUCCCCAGCCCGGCCUCCUCCUCCUCCUCCUCCUCCUCCUCCUCCUACAGCCCCCUCUGUGGAGCGCCGGAGCCAGACUCCCCGACCGGAUCUAGUUCCAGCGGAGGAAGCGUCGGAGGCAGCACCGUGGUGUCGGAGGCUUCCGUGCGUUUCUCGAUGUCACAGACGGAUUCGUUUUCAGCACAGGUGGACUCCAUCCUGAGGGGCGACUACCUGACGGCGAUGGGUGCUGUGGGGCCCAAGAGGCUCUGCCUGGUGUGUGGCGACUUCGCCUCCGGGUAUCACUACGGCGUGGCGUCCUGCGAGGCCUGCAAGGCGUUCUUCAAGAGGACCAUCCAAGGUAACAUCGAGUACAGCUGUCCGGUGAUGAACGAGUGUGAGAUCACCAAGCGGAGGAGGAAAGCCUGUCAGGCCUGCCGCUUCCAGAAAUGUCUCCAGGCCGGGAUGAUGAGGGAGGGAGUUCGGAUGGACCGAGUGAGAGGAGGACGGCAGAAGUACAAGCGGCGGGUGGAGACGGGUCUGGGUUUAUACAGCAGAGCGCCGUACAGUCACCCCGUCAGCAGCAGAAACAAGGUGGUCUCCCACCUGCUGCUGACGGAGCCCGCCCCGCUGGCUGCCAAUCAGGAUGAUUCCACCAAUGACGGCAGCCUGCGGACCCUGCUGACCCUCUGUGACCUCCUGAACCGGGAGCUGCUGGUUCUGAUUGGCUGGGCCAAACAGAUUCCAGGUUUCUCCGGCCUCUCAUUGGUCGACCAGAUGUCGCUGCUGCAGAGCGGUUGGAUGGAGGCGCUGCUGGUGGGCGUGGCCUGGCGGUCGCAGGGCGCGGCUGGGGAGGAGCUUGUUUUCGCCGGGAACCUGCGGCUGGACGAGGCUCAGUGUCGAGCCGCGGGAUUGGCCGACCUGUACGAGGCGCUGCGUCACCUGACGGCGAAAUACCAGGCGAUGAACCUGAGCCCCGAAGAGGUCGUGACGCUGAAGGCCAUGGCUCUUGCUAACUCUGACGCCGACCCGGUGGACUGUCCUGACUCGGUGCAGCGGUUCCAGGACGGGCUCCACGAGGCGCUGCAGGAGUACGAGUCGUCCCGCAGAGAGCAGCGGCGGGCGGGUCGGCUGCUGAUGAGCCUCCCUCUGCUGCGACAGACCGCCGACCGCGCCGUGCAGGCCUUCCUGCGGCUGCACCGCCACCGCUGCGUCCCGCUCCACAAACUACUGCUGGAGAUGCUCGACGCCAAGGCCUGAACACGUGUCGUCGCUCUGAGACCGCCUUCAUCAUCAUCGUCAUCAUCCAUCGUCGUCUGAACCUGCUCAGAUUUACAUAAAGUUUGGAUUUUCAAUCUAUUUUUUUAAAACGAAAAUAUAUUUUUUUUAAUGUGAACUUUUUCUCAGAGUGUGAUGUGUUUUUCAGUGUGUGCUGGUUUACCUUAAAGGUGAGCUGGUUACCAUAGCAACAGCCAGGGAGGAGGAGGAUGACGACGACGACGAAGACGGACCAAUGUCAUUUUAACAUUGAGGGCUUUUAUUUUGUUGUCCAAAGACGAUUUAAUGUUGAAGACUUUUAUUUUGUUGAUCAAAAACAUGUUAACUUUGAGGACUUUUAUUUUUGUCAAUCAAAUAUGUUUUAACGUUGAGAACUUUUAUUUUGUUGAUCAAAUAUGUUUUAACGUUGAGAACUUU
Molecule: messenger RNA, 2434 nt
Organism: Sebastes umbrosus (honeycomb rockfish)
Lineage: Eukaryota; Metazoa; Chordata; Actinopteri; Perciformes; Sebastidae
Gene: esrrd
Product: estrogen-related receptor delta
Exons: 10
Coding region: 542-1999 (485 amino acids)
Biological process (GO): regulation of DNA-templated transcription
Cellular component (GO): nucleus
Molecular function (GO): sequence-specific DNA binding; steroid binding; nuclear steroid receptor activity
Source: RefSeq, a predicted model, not a curated record